Cyphellophora attinorum is the source of this 1158-nucleotide messenger RNA. Its product is annotated as 40S ribosomal protein S4. Gene Ontology annotation, molecular function: structural constituent of ribosome; RNA binding. Gene Ontology annotation, biological process: translation. Gene Ontology annotation, cellular component: cytosolic small ribosomal subunit; ribosome. NCBI's taxonomy places the organism in Eukaryota, Fungi, Ascomycota, Eurotiomycetes, Chaetothyriales, Cyphellophoraceae. Bases 1 to 1158 code for a protein of 385 amino acids. The record is from RefSeq and is a predicted model, not a curated record. The transcript has 3 exons.
AUGGCUCGCGGUCCCAGAAAACACCAGCACCGCCUGAGCGCGCCGUCGCAUUGGAUGCUUGACAAGCUCCAAGGCUCAUACGCUCCUAAAGCCUCGCCAGGUCCUCAUAAGCUCCGCGACUGCCUGCCUCUCAUCGUCUUCCUCCGAAACCGAUUGAAGUAUGCGAUCACCGGCAAGGAGGUGACCAUGAUUCUCAUGCAACGCCUCAUCAAGGUCGACGGCAAGGUCCGCACCGACAGCACAUACCCAGCCGGCUUCAUGGAUGUGAUCUCGAUCGACAAGACUGGCGAGCACUUCCGUCUCGUCUACGAUGUCAAGGGUCGCUUUGCUAUCCACCGCAUUGAACAGGCUGAGGCCGAAUACAAGCUUGGCAAGGUCAAGAGAGUGCAAGUCGGAAGAGGUGGUAUCCCAUUCUUGGUCACGCACGAUGCUCGAACUAUCCGCUACCCAGAUCCCGCUAUCAAGGUCAACGACACCGUCAAGAUCGAUCUCUCAACAGGCAAGAUCACCGACUUCAUCCGUUUCGACACUGGUGUGGUCGCCAUGGUCAUUGGUGGUCGCAACAUGGGUCGUGUCGGUGUCAUCACUCACCGUGAGCGACACGAUGGUGGUUUCAACAUCGUCCACGUCAAGGACGCCAUCGACAACUCGUUCGCUACCCGGGAGAGCAACAUCUUCAUCAUCGGCAAGGAGAAGCCAUGGAUCUCGCUGCCCAAGGGCAAGGGUGUCAAGGGCCCUCCAAGCCUCCUGACACCCACCGACUUCUACAACGCCCAAGACCCAACCUACACCCCCACCACCCUGUCUCUCACCAAACCCAUGGUCCCCACAGCCGCAGCCCUCCUCACAGCCCAAACAGCAAACGCGUACGCCGUCUUCGCCCUCCUCGCCCUCGCCUUCUCCUGGACGACGCACGCGCGCAGCGUCAAGAUCUAUCUCUUGUGUGUUGGUUUUGGGGAUAUAGGGCAUAUGUUGGCGACGUAUAAGGUGUUGGGCGGGGACGUGGUGUUUGAUCCAUUGGGGAAGUGGACGGUGAUGGUAUGGGGGCAUUUGGGGAUUGGGAUGGCGUUGAAUGUGGUGAGGUGGGGGACGCUGGUGGGUGUUUUUGGACCGCUGGAGGCAGGUGGUGCGACGGAGCGGAAGGUCAAGAGACGUUGA